GCAAUGUCUCAUGUACGUUCAGAGAAAGUCACUUCCUGAAUAAACGUCUACCAGCUUCGCUUCAUUGGUCCACAGCUGAGGGAGUCUGUGUGGUGGUGACGAAGAGCGAGACACGCAGGGGCAGAUCCAGCGAGUAGGAGGCAAAGAGUGGGAGUCAAAGAAUAAGUGGGAACAGAAAGAGAUAGAAGUUUAAAAAAAAGUGUGACAAAGAGAAACAGAUAGACCAAACAGUCAGUCAGUCAGACAGACAGACAGAAACAGCAAGAGAGUGAUUGAUAGUGCGAGAUAGAGAGAUCAAGACCGCAGACAGGCACAAAGCUCCCAGAUCCGAGAGAUUGCCGAAUUUGCUGGGAUCGCAGACCCCGUUUCCAGGAGAAAUUUAACAUCGCCCCCACCGCCUCCGACGUGACCAUGACGGAGCUACUGGGGUUCGAGUUCACCACCGAGGAUUACAACGACGUGGGAACGUUUGACCCGAAUGUGGACUACCGUGACUUUGUCUCGCAGUGUGAGAUGCAGGAGGUGAGGUCUUUCCGGGAGAGCUUCUUGCCCGUCAUGUACGCGGUGAUCUGCGUGCUGGGCGUCCUGGGGAAUGGGCUGGUGGUCCUCACCUUCAUCUACUUCAAGCGGCUCAAGACCAUGACCGAUAUCUACCUGUUGAACCUGGCACUAGCGGACCUCCUCUUCCUCUUCACUCUCCCCUUCUGGGCCGUGUCCGUGGUCAAGCAGUGGAUCUUCGGCCAGCCCAUGUGCAGGACUGUGUGCGUGCUGUACAAGUUGAGCUUCUUCAGCGGCAUGUUACUGCUCAUGUGCAUCAGCAUCGACAGGUACUUCUCCAUUGUCCGGGCCGCCUCCGCCCACCGCCACCGUUCCAGAGCCGUCUAUUACAGCAAGAUCAUCUCCGGCGGCGUCUGGAUCUUGGCCUUCAUCCUGUCUAUGCCCGAGCUGCUCUACAGCGAAGAGAUACAGAGGGGAGGCAUCUUGGUUUGUAAGCUGAGGUCCAACAACAACACCAUGAUGUUCACCACGAGUGCCCAGUUGGCCAUGGGCUUCUUCAUCCCCUUCCUGGUCAUGAUCUUCUGCUACUCCGUCAUUGUCAAGACCCUGCUGAUCUCCAGGAGCUUCGAGAAGAACAAAGCCAUCAAGGUCAUUUCGGUGGUGGUGGUCUUCAUACUCUUCCAGCUUCCCUACAACAGCGUCAUGCUCCUGGACACCAUCAGCAGCAUCAAAGCCAACAUCACCAACUGCGACGUCAACAAGCGGCUGAACAUGGCCCUGGAUGUGACCAAGAGUUUGGCCUACGUGCGCUGCUGCCUGAACCCCUUCCUCUAUGCCUUCAUCGGGGUCAAGUUCCGCAAGGACCUCCUCAGGCUGCUCAAGGGGAUGGGCUGCCUCAGCUCACAGAGGCUUCUGGCUUACAUCAACGUCAAGUCCAGUCUCUCCAGCAAGCGAGGCUCCAUCGCUACCGACACAGACAGCACCACCACCUACUCGCCCUGACCACACAGUCACUUUACACACAAGGUUUCAUCAGCCGUCUGUCUUCAACAGCCUCGCAGCGCAGACACUGAACCUUUGGACUUUGGGGCAGAGCCUCGUUCGCUGAGGGAAGUGCAACAAGACUGAUUCUGCCUUUUUUUUAUUCCCCUGCUUUUAACCCU
Molecule: messenger RNA, 1661 nt
Organism: Callorhinchus milii (elephant shark)
Lineage: Eukaryota; Metazoa; Chordata; Chondrichthyes; Chimaeriformes; Callorhinchidae
Product: chemokine (C-C motif) receptor 7
Biological process (GO): G protein-coupled receptor signaling pathway; immune response; chemotaxis
Cellular component (GO): membrane
Molecular function (GO): chemokine (C-C motif) ligand 19 binding; chemokine (C-C motif) ligand 21 binding; C-C motif chemokine 19 receptor activity
Source: RefSeq, a predicted model, not a curated record